AUUUGUAUCGAUCGAUUUGUUUGUCUAUCACCGUAGCUCAGUGCAUGCAUGUUAAAGCAUUCAGCUGGUGAACCGCAGAUCUCGAGUUCAAAUCCCCCAGUCUUUUGUUCAUAUGUGUUGAAAUAAUUUUUUUGAAAAUCAUGUUUUUAUCCAAGUUUUUGCCUUUUUGACAUAUAUACUUAUUGUAUAUCAUCAUAUCUCUUGUAAUUCGUACAGAUUUGAGAAAUUAUUUCUGGGUGUAGUGAGCCAUUUUGGCAAAAAUUCAUUGUAUGAUUGAUAGGAUUAACUUCAAUUCUUUUUUUUUUAAAGAAACUUUUCAUUAAAAGAUCUUAUACUUCUAAUUCAUAGCUAUAACAAUUCAAGCAACGGAAGGGAGUGUUGUUCUCAAUUGAUACAAGACACAUUAUCAUUAACACACGAGUCUGACAUAGCCCAAGUUGAGUCAGAAUUGCCCAAAGAACUGAAGUUCAGAGAAAUGAGAUCCAUGUUAAUGACACAUGAUGGUUCUAGAUUGAUGUGUUUCCUCUGUAGAAAUAAACAAACAUAUUGCAUCUACUGUUAUGUAGUACCUGCCUGACUCAUAUAUUAUUUCAACUUGCAAUAUAUAAUUAUAGACUCAAUGAUUUGCAAACCAUGCAAUGUGCAGUGCUUGCAAUUGUGUGAAGAUGCAACCAUUAUUAUCAAAAAAUUAUCCUCCACCAGCAGGAUUCAUUUGUAGAUUUCUCCUGGCUGUCAUUCCAACACAUCAAAUCAAAGAGACGUAAAAUCUUGAGGAAUUUUUUGUGUGCCUCCUGCAAUCUCUAAUUUUAUCAGUCAUGUCAUCAGGAACUUGCUGCUGUAGAGGGAGAGAGAUCUAGUCCAUAUUGUGUCUGUUCCCCUGACAUGCCCCUAGUGAAAAGCAAUCUGCAGACAGAUGUUCAUGUCCUGGGCCUGUCUCAUCCAUGAGAAAGAAAAUCAAUAAAUCAUAAUCAACCCUCAUGACUGGAAUGUGACAAAUAUAUUUAAACAUAUUCUUACCUUUUUAAGACAGGCAUGAAAAUGAUCUAAAUUGCUUUUACUUUUAAACUGAUCUGCUUUCUAAAUCUGUGUGUCGACUCAGACCUGAUGUGAAAAAUGGCUUUUUUUUUCAUAUGCCAAUCAAAUUCAUGUGGGGAAAAAUCAGUUGACUUUUUGUUGUUGACAAAGUCAUAAACAGAAUGUACUUGUAUAUAAGCUGAUCAUUAUAUACUCCCAUGAUAUUUGACUACUGUUUUGAUGUAAAAAGUUCACCCCCUAUUUUUACUAAGGAUCAAAACACCAUUGAAAUCCAAUCAAUCUCUAUUGUAAGACUAAAGAGAUAUAUUAACACUAUUUUGAUACUUUCUGUAGACCAUAAAGGAUAUCACUAGAAUUGUGUGAUAAUCAUGACAUUUUCAUGAACUUGGAAGGAAACAUUUUUUUUUAUCCACAUUACUCAUGAAAGGAAUGUUGUUACACUGGAGAGUCAUUUAUAAUGAAAACUUUUUUGAUGAUGAACAGAUGUGAGUAAGGAAUCCUGGAAUUGAGAGUGAGGAUUUUCCAUCUGAUAAACCAUCAGUAGCACUGCAUAAUCUGAACUUGUGGGUCACUAUCCCAGAUUUCACUUUACCACAGGAUAUUAUUUCUGGAGAGUAAGGAAAGUGUGUACCAUUCGCUAACAAGCUUCAGAAGAGUGGAAAGAGUGAUAAAGGAGUAGGGUUCUCACAAUCGGAAAACUUAAAGGAAGAACUAUGGGAAAUUCUUCGGGAAAAAAUAAGAAAAACAAAAAGGGAAAAGAUGAAAAAGAAGAACAAACAGCGAAUGAGCAAACAGAACAGAAACAAGGGGAAGAGGCAGCCAACAAACAAGGAGAAGACAAACCUGCAGAGGAGGCAUCCAAUGACAAAGAAGAAGACAAAGCAGGUGAUGGAGGGGCCGGAGAGAAGAAAGAGGAUGAACCAAAGAAAUCAGGAGGACUUGUGCCACUGGGCGUUGAUAACCGGUUGCCAUGGAAAUAUGUGACAAUGAAAGUCCUUGGUGUAUUGUGGUAUUUGGUGUGUAUGUUUGUCAACCCAUUGUCUGUAUAUUUCUGUCAGGAAGCAGGAGAAAAAGCAGAAGAAGAUGCAAGUGAAAAAUCGCCAAAAAAUACUAGCACUGAUAACACAGAGGAAAAGAGUAGUGAGCAAAAAAUUGAAAAAAGUUAUGAUACCAAAUCUGAGGAAAAGGUAGGGGAAGCUAAGGAAUCACAAGACACUGAGACUAAAAAGUCUCCUAGCAAAGAAAAAUCUGACAGUCAAAAUGAAACAAAGGAAGAGGCAGCCAACCCAGAUAAAAAAACUGCACAGCCUGUGGAUCAGUCUUCUAAGACAACAGAAGGAAGAGUAACUGAGCAGUGUAAACCUAAUGACAGUGCUGCAGAUCCCAUUCCUCCACUUGCUCAACCAGAAGAAGAAGAUCUAGAUACACAACCAACAACAAACAGGGAUGAAUCAAAGGAAGUAGUUGAAGAGAAGUCUCUAGAAUCAAAAGAGGCAGAGUCAGAAGAAAGACCAUCUCAGGAUAAAAAACCUAAUGAGGAUAAAAAACCUAUUGGAGAAUUACAAGAAAAACUUACAGAAUCACCUGCAGAAAACGCUGAGGAUCCUAAUGAACAGGUUAAUGUAGUGUCAGAAGAACCUACAGCUGCUCAAAAUGAACAACCUUUACAACCUUUAAAAUCUAAGGAAGAAAAACCCAUUGAAGAGGCAGAGAACCAACCCAAAAUUUCAGUUCAAGAAGGGGUUCCAGAGGCAGUUGAAGAUGCAUGUAAAACACAAGUUCAAGAAACAGAGAAAGUAGUCCUAGAGGAAACAACAAAUGCUCAAGAGCAAUGUUCAGAAUCAGUUGAGGAAAAUUCUGAGGAGAUUAAAACAGAACCAUAUAACAGUGAUGAAACUGAAAAAGUAGUUGCAGAGAAGGCAACAGAUGCUCAAGAGCAAUGUUCAGAAUCAGUUGAGGAAAAAUCUGAGGAGGUUGAAAAAGAACCAUGUAAUGGUGAAAAAACUGAGGAAUUAAUGACAGAGAGGGCAACAGAUGCUCAAGAGCAACAUUCAGAAUCAGUUGAGGAAAAAUCUGAGGAGGUUGAAAAAGAAUGUGAAAUGCAACCAGAGGAAACAGUUGAGAAACCCACCUCUGGAGAAGUUGAAGAAACACAGGAGGAGGUUGUCAAUGAGAAAAUUCCAGAGGAACAAGAGUCAGAAUCUAAAGAGGAACCCAGUGAGGAUACACCCAAACCAGAUGAAACUCCCAAACCAGAUGAAACGCCUAAGCCAGACGAGACACCUAAGUCAGAAGAGACGCCUAAGCCAGACGAGACACCUAAGUCAGAAGAGACGCCUAAGUCAGACGAGACGACUAAGUCAGAAGAGACGCCUAAGCCAGACGAGACGCCUAAGUCAGACGAGACGCCUAAGCCAGAUGAACCAGAGCAAACCCCUCAGGAGGAAACUAAGGAGGAGGAACCCGCUGCAGAGGAAUCACAGGAGAUAGAGGCUCCUAAGGAGGUCUGCGAACCCCCACCAGCUGAGACUGAGGAACCCGUGCAAAAUGGAGUGGAAAAUGAUGAGAGUCAGAAGUUUGCCACAGAAUUCCGAUGGGAAGGUGAUGGAGAGACUGUUAAAGUGUCAGGUUCAUUCAAUGAUUGGAAGGAGGAAGUGCCUUUAGAGAAAAAUGGGGAUAAUGUGUUCCGGACCAUGAUUGAUCUGCCCAAGGGAGAGUAUGUCUUCAAAUUUAUUGUGGAUGAUAAGUGGAUAGUUAGCUCGGAUCUGCCAACCAAAUCUGCAAAUGAAGGAGUAGAAAACAAUGUGGUGGUAGUGUCCGGUUGAUCCAGUCUCCCCUCACCUUAUACAGACACACCAUCAUGUUCCGCCUUGUUCUCUGUGACAUUCCAAGCAUACAGAUUUUGAUCAGUGGACAUACUUUCUUGUUUCUGAGAAAUUCUAAUCAUAACUCCCAAAGCAAAUCAACAAUUUUUUGACAAGCACUCUUGUGAGGGUUUAUGAGCUCAGUGAGUGCUCUUUUUAUAUAUAUAUUUUUUUGGACUGGGUUACCUUGAGGAAUCAUGAAGGUCUAACUCCAUCCUCGGAAUGCUUUUAAUAUGCCACAAUCUUUAAUCCAUCUAUGUUUUUAUGCUUUAAAAGUGUGAAUGUAUGUGUUCAUGUCAAACUUAGAAGUGGAAUAUUUAGUCUCUCAAAAAUCCCAUAUAGUUUGAUGAAAACAAGAUAUGUUGCCAGUGCAUGCUCUAUUGUGGUUGAUGUGUCAUGCUAGUUCUAGUGGGAAGUAUUUCAUUUCAUAAUCUAUUUCAAGGAAGCAAUGAUAUUUUACUUCCUUAAAUGAUCUUUGAAAGGUAGAACUCCAUGAUUUACAUUCCUUGUUCUAAAUACCUGUGAAGACAUAUCUUAUUUUUGUCCACUAUUCGGAAUAUUUCUGUGCAUUUUUUUCUCUAUCUGAGUUUAAAAAUCAGACCUAUAUUGUAUAUAGCAGAUCAGUAAACUAUAAGAUCUGAUUUCUGCAAACAGAUAGAUUUCUUGUUGUAUUAUAGGUAGGGUGAUACUGUUUUAAACUAAUUUUUCUGAACCCAGAAUAUUUCUUGGUUGCCUCGAAAUAAUUUGUGUAACAUAGAAUAUUCAGUUAAUCAAACAAAAUGUGAAAUAUUUAGGUAAACUUUUCAGGCAAAUACAGACCUUGAAAAAUCUAAAACAUUUUUUUCUUGUAAUCAUAUUUAUAGUACUUCACAGUAACAAGCAUAAUGAACACCGUAAGUUGACAUGAGUGUACAAUUUUAGGAUAUACUACAAAAUCUGGGAUUGUUAAAUUUGUUUAGAAUUGGUAUUCUCAUGAAUUAAUCUUAAUUUUGACAGUUUUCUUUCUCAGAAUGAGUCCGAAGUUUAAAUGAAGAAGCAUAUGGUUUGAGCAGUUGUUUUCAUAUGUCUUGUGGAUUUGACAUGCUUACUACAAGCAUCAAGAUAUAAUUGUCAUUGUAAAUGUACAGUCGGCACACUAGAGCAAGGUUUCAUUUCCAAAUGCAUGGUGUUGACUUUUUAUAUUAAUAUUAAUGUACCUGCCCUGAUACAUUUGUAUCAGUUGAUUCUUGGUGAUGUAACACAUUUUGAACGCAUUGGUAUGGUGGAGUAACAGAUUCAAGGGGAGAUAAUUCAUGUUCAUUUUUUUGCAAUGCAAUUUGUUGGAUAGUCAUAAUUAUUUUUGUAUAUAUGUGGUAUUUAUGUCACUCUGAGUGAUGUGCAUUUUUGAGUAAUGUGAGACUGCUCUCAUUUGAAAUUUGAAAUUCUGUACUCGGUAAAACCUUAAUUUUGUUACCAUUUGAUUAAAUUUAUCAUUACCCUCUCCCAAGAAGGAUUUAGGUAUGUUAUUUUAUCUUCAUCCCAAAAAUGUGUUUAAUUUCAGAUGUAGAGACAAACACUUUUCAUUUUCCAGCAAUUUAAUAUUAAAUUUUUGUAUCGGCCAAUGUCUACAAUUUAAAAAUUCUCAUUGUAAAGUUUAUUGUAUCGUAUUGUUAAUAUAUAAUUAGUGUUUGUUAAAUGUAACCUCUUAAAUAUCUAGUCAUUUUUAUACCUAAUGAGUGACACAAUGAUUUUGAAAAUUCCAAAGUAUUCAAAGUGGUAAACAGUGCUUGUAGUCAAAUGUAGUGUUAUGUAUGUCAUGAAAUAAAAUGUAACUUAAA
This is a messenger RNA of Ostrea edulis (European flat oyster), 5716 nucleotides long. RefSeq names its product titin-like. The record is from RefSeq and is a predicted model, not a curated record. NCBI's taxonomy places the organism in Eukaryota, Metazoa, Mollusca, Bivalvia, Ostreida, Ostreidae. Gene Ontology annotation, molecular function: protein kinase binding. Gene Ontology annotation, biological process: signal transduction. Gene Ontology annotation, cellular component: nucleotide-activated protein kinase complex; cytoplasm; nucleus. Bases 1749 to 3860 code for a protein of 703 amino acids. The transcript has 9 exons.